AUGCCACGCCCUUUCUUCCACAAGCUGAUUUUCUCAUCCACUAUCCAAGAAAAACGUCUGAGAGUCCCAGAUAAGUUUGUGAGUAAAUUCAAGGACGAGCUUUCCGUUGCAGUAGCACUCACAGUACCUGAUGGUCACGUCUGGCGUGUAGGACUAAGAAAAUCCGACAACAACAAAAUCUGGUUUCAAGAUGGUUGGCAAGAGUUUGUUGACCGUUACUCAAUCCGCAUUGGCUACCUUUUGAUUUUUAGAUACGAAGGCAACUCUGCCUUCAGCGUCUACAUUUACAACUUAUCACACUCCGAGAUCAACUACCAUUCCCCUGCUCUCAUGGACACUCCACACAACCAUUUGAAACGCGCCCGUUUGUUUGAAGACCUUGAAGAUGAAGACGCCGCAGAGGUUGUUUUUCCUUCUUCAGUGUAUCCAUCAACACAGCAUCCUGAAGGUACUGCACCAGGUAAUAAAGGGUUUGCUAGUUCAGCUAUCCAGAGCUUCUUCGCAGGACCUGUUAAAGCUGAAGAGACAACACCAACACCAACACCAACUCCUAAAGUUGCGAAAAAGAGAGGGAGGAAGAAGAAGAACGCUGUUCCUCCUGAGGAAAUAAACUCAUCUGCUCCGCGGGAUGAUGACGCGGAGAGCCGUGCAAAGUUCUACGAGAGUGCUUCUGCGAGAAAGAGAACGGUGACUGCAGAAGAAAGAGAGAGGGCCAUCAAUGCAGCUAAAACGUUCGAGCCAACAAACCCUUUCUUUAGAGUUGUUCUCCGACCAUCUUAUCUAUACAGAGGUUGCAUCAUGUAUCUGCCUUCUGGUUUUGCUGAGAAGUACUUAAGUGGGAUCUCAGGAUUCAUCAAGGUCCAGCUCGGGGAGAAACAGUGGCCAGUGAGAUGCCUUUACAAAGCAGGGAGAGCCAAAUUCAGCCAAGGGUGGUAUGAGUUCACUCUGGAGAACAACCUUGGAGAAGGUGACGUCUGCGUGUUCGAGCUGCUCAGAGCCAGAGACUUCGUUCUGAAAGUGACGGCCUAUCGAGUCAACGAGUAUGUAUGAAACAGAUAUCACUCUCUGUAGUAGGUUACUAUGGUGUCACUGAUUGAUCUGCAGUGGUGGAGAUAUCAAACUGCAAUUUCGUGUAGGGUGUCUUAAUUUAAAACAGCUAAACUCUCUUUCUAUAUCUGUGUCAUUGCGUCAGUGUGUUCUCGGAGUUUCUGAUUGUUUUAUAUAAUCUCUUGAGUGCAAGUGCAACUCAAAAUUGUUAGGCUUAAGAAGUUUGUAAAUACCUAAUCUCCAUCAACUUUGUUAGAUACUUGUGCCCCAAGAAAGUUGAUUGAUGGAGAUUAGUUUGUUGUGUGUUGAUUCUUCGAUUUUUUCUCUUUCAUGAGCAUUAUAAUUUUUACUGAGUUGAACAUUUGUA
This is a messenger RNA of Eruca vesicaria subsp. sativa (arugula), 1414 nucleotides long. Lineage: Eukaryota; Viridiplantae; Streptophyta; Magnoliopsida; Brassicales; Brassicaceae. The record is from the annotation of a GenBank genome assembly.